Molecule: messenger RNA, 771 nt
Organism: Xyrauchen texanus (razorback sucker)
Lineage: Eukaryota; Metazoa; Chordata; Actinopteri; Cypriniformes; Catostomidae
Product: RWD domain-containing protein 1-like
Exons: 7
Coding region: 1-771 (256 amino acids)
Biological process (GO): cytoplasmic translation
Molecular function (GO): protein binding
Source: RefSeq, a predicted model, not a curated record
AUGACAGACUACGGCGAGGAGCAGUGGAAUGAAAUAGAAGCAAUAGAGUCAAUUUAUCCAGACUCAUUUACAGGUGAUAGGCUACUGACUAAAAAUUAUAUAUUUGAAUGCGGAUGUGUUCUGCUUUCCGAAGAGCCCCCAAGCUUCACCAUCACAGUUACUUCUGAUGCUGGAGAAAAGGAGGAGACGGUGGAGGUGACCCUGAAAUUUACAUAUGUGGAGAAAUAUCCAGAUGAGCCUCCUCUCUGGGAGAUCCACUCACAGGUGAACCUGGAAGAUUCAGAUGCAGAAGAUAUUCUUACUCAUUUGAAGGAACAGGCUGAAGAAAACCUGGGAAUGGUUAUGAUAUUCACGUUAGUGACAGCUGUGCAAGAGAAACUUAAUGAAAUAGUUGACCAGAUUAAGAGCAGAAGAGAAGAGGAGAAACAAAGAAAAGAAAGCGAGGCUGAGGAAGCCGAAAAGUGUGCAUUCCAAGGCACAGUGGUUACCAUUGAGAACUUCUUAUCAUGGAAAGCUAAAUUUGAACAAGAAAUGACAGAACUAAAGAGGAAAAAGCAGAAAGAAGAGGAGCAGUCUGCAAAGGGAAAACCCACAGGAAAACAGCUUUUUGAGACUGACCAUAAUCUUGACACAUCAGAUAUCCAGUUUUUGGAGGAUGGUGGGAACAGUGUGGAAGUGGACGAGUCACUAUUCCAAGACAUUGAUGAUUUGGACCUGGAUGAAGAUGACCCUGAUUUCAACCCUCUGGACCUAGCUAGUGAUGAAGACUGA